UUAUCAGCACUUGGCUCCGCUCCGCACCGCACCAACCAAACCAACAACGAAGGGGAAACAUGAGCGAGCAUUAAACUCUGGUUCGUGCUGCGGCGCUCUCUCUCUGCCCGCUUCCCAUAUACUACUCGAGGCCGUGGUACGCGAUCGCGCGUACGCCACGCCGCGCGCUUCUCGCUCUCCACUCGUCGUAGCUCGAGCUUCUUCUUGCAGCAGAUAGAGCGAGCCCAGCUGCGUCAUCGUCACCGUCGCUGCGUCUGGGCGAGAGAGGAGGAGGGAGGAAGGAGAGAGAGAGAGAGAGAGAGAGAGAGAGAGAGAGAGAGGAGGUAGGGCGAGAUGGCUACCGAGCUGGGCGUCAAGGCGGCGCCGUUCACGUACGUGGCGCACGCGCUGGCCGUCGUGGCGGCGGUCAUGGUGCUCGUCUGGUGCAUCAGCUUCCGGGGCGGCUUGGCGUUCGAGGCGGACAACAAGAACCUCAUCUUCAACGUUCACCCUGUUCUUAUGCUGAUUGGGUACAUUAUCCUCGGUAGUGAAGCCAUAAUGAUCUACAAGAUAUUCCCAAAGCUGAACCACGACACAACCAAGCUGAUCCACCUGAUCCUCCACGCCAUCGCGAUUGUUCUUGGCGCUGUCGGAAUCUACUGCGCGUUCAAGUUCCACAACGAGAGUGGGAUCGCCAACCUCUACAGCCUGCAUUCCUGGCUUGGGAUCGGGACGAUCUCGCUGUACGGCAUUCAGUGGAUAUUUGGAUUCGCGGCGUUCUUCUUCCCCGGCGCGGCGCCGCACGUCAGGCGCGGGGCGCUGCCAUGGCACGUGCUGUUCGGGCUGCUCGUCUACGUCCUGACUCUGGCGACGGCGGAGCUCGGGCUCCUGGAGAAGCUGACCUUCCUCCAGAGCUCCGGCCUCGACAAGUACGGCGCGGAGGCGUUCCUGGUGAACUUCACGGGGUUGGUCGUCGUGUUGUUCGGCGCCGCUGUCGUUGUGGCCGCCGUCGCCCCGGUUCACGUCGAAGAAGAACCCGAGGGCUAUGCUCCGAUUCCGGUAAAUUAGUUCCGUUUGCUGGCCAUAUAGAAAUGAUCGUUACUACCACGAAAAUCUCAGGUGUAACAGAAGAAUUUACAUGUCGAUUUGUGUGCAUCGGAUGGACGAUUCUGUUUGAUAAUCGAACACUGUUCAGGAAAUUAAUUACAUUUACUAGAGUGAAUGUACAUAGCUACCGAGUCCAAUAAUGAUUCAACUAUAUAUCUUGCAAAA
Oryza brachyantha (malo sina) is the source of this 1251-nucleotide messenger RNA. Its product is annotated as probable ascorbate-specific transmembrane electron transporter 2. Lineage: Eukaryota; Viridiplantae; Streptophyta; Magnoliopsida; Poales; Poaceae. Gene Ontology annotation, molecular function: oxidoreductase activity. The record is from RefSeq and is a predicted model, not a curated record. The coding region runs from base 334 to 1047 and encodes 237 amino acids. The transcript has 4 exons.